Nomia melanderi (Alkali bee) is the source of this 1579-nucleotide messenger RNA. RefSeq names its product serine hydrolase-like protein. Lineage: Eukaryota; Metazoa; Arthropoda; Insecta; Hymenoptera; Halictidae. The record is from RefSeq and is a predicted model, not a curated record. Gene Ontology annotation, cellular component: membrane.
AAUUUAAGGUUAUGUUACCUCCGUCAAAUUUAGUUACUGUAGAUAAUGUAUCCCAAGGAUUAUUUUCCAUUUUUAACUCUCCAAAACAUCUACAUUUACAUUUAUAUCACUAAAGUAACAAAUGUGCAAAGUUUUGAUGUGACUGAAAGAAUUAUUUAAUCCACUUGCUAGUGACAAUCAAAAAAUAUCAACUAUAUCAAAAUGAUCUCUCACAGAGGUAAGACUCUAGUGUUUGUCGAAAUCAAUUUUCAAUAUGUGAAUAAAUAUUUAUAAUUAUACUUAUAUUUUACAAAUAUAACUGCGAAAUUCUGCGAUAACAAAUAAUAACAACUUUAAGAUAACGAGGGAUAUAAGGAAGAGAGUCAGAAGUAGAUGAUAAAUAAAAGCAAACACACUAUAUCUACAAAACAGCGGUAGCAUUGAAUCAGAGAGCUUCAAGAUCUGCAGAGAAAAUCUGUUACUGGAGUAUCUGUCUUACAUGUAUUGUGCUUCAUCAUGAGUCAAUUAAAACAGCAAAUAGUCAAAGAAAAUUUACCUGUACCAUGGGGUCAUAUAGCUGCAAAAAUUUAUGGCCCUCCAAAAGAAAAGAAGAUUUUGGUGGUACAUGGUACUUUAGACAACUCUGGAUCAUUUGACAGAUUAAUAGAACUUCUUCCUUAUGAAUACCAAUAUGUGAGCAUAGAUUUGCCAGGACAUGGAUUUUCAUCCCAUUUUCCACCUGGACUGCCAUUGCAAUAUUUUGAUUAUGUUUAUACAAUUUUCCUAGUUCUCAAUACCUUGAAAUGGAAAACUUGUAUUUAUUUGUCACAUAGUUUUGGUACUCAAAUAGGAGUAGAUUUUAGUGUAUUAUACCCAGGACGGUUACAAAAAAUCAUAUCUGUAGAUGGACUUGUACCAUUACCAAUUGAGGACACUAUUAAUCACAUUAAACGAAUUUACAGCUUGGAUGUUUAUGAUAAAGUUAAAGAUACACUAUACACUAAAGAAGAAGUGAUAUAUGCUUUGCAGUAUAAAAGGCGAGAGGCAUUAAAUUCGGAGGCUGCUGAAGCUAUGUUUACACGUGCAGUCACGAAAGUUGGAGAUAAAUAUAAAUAUAAUCGUGAUCCUAGAUUAAGAAUUAUGGUACGUCCUGUGUUUACAAAACAACAACGUAUACACUUCUGGCAAAAAUUCUCAACGCCAAUAUUUGUUAUUGUGGCAAACAAAUCCAAUCAAUAUGUUAAACUAAUGACCAUAAUGGAAGAUAUAAAAAAUAUAGUAGCAAAUAACUGUAAUAGUAAAUUUAUUGUAGUUCCUGUUAUAGGAAAUCAUGAUGUACAUAAUAAUUAUCCUGAAAGGGUAGCACCAUAUGUAUGUGAAUUUUUAAAGGAUGACACAAGAAGUAAAUUAUAAAUUUUUAUUUUUAUAAAAUAAUUUCUUGUAGUACAUAAUAGUUUGUAUAAUAAUAGAUUUAGUUUUAUUAACAGCAAAUAUUAUGGUUUAUACUUUUCUUUAUAUAUGUACAGAAUAAGAUUAAAGCAUGUUAAACAAAUGUACAUUCCAAGUGGGUUACAAUUAUACAAAAUGCUAUAUUUUGUUU